Messenger RNA from Colletes gigas, 3871 nucleotides. RefSeq names its product DDB1- and CUL4-associated factor 12 (gene DCAF12). Gene Ontology annotation, molecular function: protein binding. The transcript has 7 exons. NCBI's taxonomy places the organism in Eukaryota, Metazoa, Arthropoda, Insecta, Hymenoptera, Colletidae. Gene Ontology annotation, cellular component: Cul4-RING E3 ubiquitin ligase complex. The record is from RefSeq and is a predicted model, not a curated record. Bases 764 to 2143 code for a protein of 459 amino acids.
UUUGAUGAUUCAGUAUACUUUGUUACAUUUUAUAUGGUUUUGCUGCUCGUUUCAAUAUGGCGAUGGUUAGUUGCCUAGUGCUUCGAAGGUCUCGUUGCUUAUCAUGAAUUUUCUGGCUUUCCUUUCCAUUUCUUUAUAUAAUUCAGAAACGAAGCCUUGAUAUUCAUAUGAUUAUCCGUAAGUGCAUACGAGUUAUGUAAUUAUGAGGCUCUGCAUCUGAUAAACAAAGGAUUUCAUCUGAAAGUCGUUCCGCUUAGACAGCACGAUAGAUUUGGCAAUUGCCGUCCUUCUAUCAGAGAGGAAUUGCUGCCAAGAAAUUUUCUUGUUAGUUGACUGCAUACCAGCCACGUUUAUAAAUAUUUCGCCAGACGAGAUUGAAAUUUCCUUUGAUGGUGUUGUUGGAUGCUUUAAUUUUUCAAUGCCGUUCAAACAUUUUAUCGAUCAUUAUAAUGAUCGUAUUACCGAAUGCAUAUAAAUAACAUUUUUAAAUUAAUGAGUUCCUUUUGGAAGUCAAAUGAACAAAGCUUAGCUUUUAUUAUAAUGACAGGAACAAAUAUUUAUGUUCCAUCUAGAUAGAAGAAUUCAAUUGAACAUAAUAAUUAAGAAUAUAUUUAAUAGAAUAUUCUUAAGACUAUAUCGUUAAGAAUAAUCUCAAUUAUUAUACGAACAAGAAUAAUUUUAUUGAAUUAGUAACAGAAUUUUAUAUGCAACAACUAUUGAACGUUAAGACACCUUAGUUCAUAAAUUAUAGAAAUUGGAGAUAAUGGCAGAAACACAAAGAAUGACUGUGUAUGGUAGACAUCCUCCUUGUGCUAGUGGAACUCGUUUAGAGGAACGUCGUGCUAGAAGAUUGGCCUUAAGAUUGGAAAGGAAUCGUAAGCCAGAUAAGCCAGAAGAUUUUGUCUGUUACGAAUCAAGCGACGACGAAACGGAAACUGUAAGCGAGGGAAAGCAAUUUUUAAGAACUUCUUUCAAUUUUGUGGAUUAUGUACGCGCGAGAGAAACAAACACCAGAGAAGUGCGAAAAAUUAAUCAAGAAUAUGGAUUUCGACACAUAUUGACUCAUGAUUUGUUUAAAGAAUAUUCUGUUAGUUUAAAUACUAUGAAUAAAGUCUUUUGCUCCCAAUGGUUAAGCGAUAGGCAAGUAGUAUUUGGUACAAAAUGCAACAAAUUAAUGGUUUAUGACGUAGCAACACAGAAAUUAGACCAAAUACCAUCUCUGCAUGGAAGGCAAAUUAAUUCUGGAGGUGGUGCUAUCCCUGAGCAACAGUGCGGUAUACAUUCUGUUCAAAUUAAUCCUUCAAGAACUCUUUUAUCAACCGGGGCAAGAAGUAGUAAUGAAAUAGCAAUAUACAGGCUACCGACCCUCGAUCCGGUUUGCGUAGGGGAAGGUGCCCAUAGAGAUUGGGUUUUCGACAUGUGUUGGCUAGAUGACGAGUUCCUAGUUUCUGGAUCUAGAGACACUAAAAUGGCUUUAUGGCGUAUAGAUAACGAUCUUGCCGAGGCACCCGACAAAGCAGAUGUCCCUACACACAGAUUGAUUCAACCAGUGUGCGUCAAGGAAUGCAAAUCGGCACAAAAAGUACGGGCCCUUGCUUUUAAUCGAACAUACAAAGAAAUUGCUGCGCUUACUUCGAAUAGCUUUAUACACAUCUGGUCCGCUGAAACAUUUAGACAAAAGAUAUCUAGAAAAUUACCGGCUUGUCAAGAGAACGUUUGUCUCGCUGUACAAGAUGACGGCGUUUACGCGGUUGGAUGCCGAUCUUAUACUUUACUUUUAGACGCAAGAACUCUGCAACCAAUAAAAAAAAUACCGUCGCGGUACAGUGGUUGCGGAAUUCGAUCAGCCAGUUUUCAAGGUUCUGUUUUAACAAUUGGAACAGGUUUAGGAAUGUUAAUGUUUUACGAUGUUAGAGCUCAAAAGUAUCUUGAGUCUUCGAUUAAUUCUAAUAGAACUGUUGUACUGAAAGUUUCAAAGGGUUACGUGCUUCCAGAUGAAGAAUAUAUUGAUGGAUUCCAAAAUUCGAAGUAUACACCUGCUAUAUAUACUCAUUGCUAUGACGGAUCAGGAACACGGUUGUUCACAGCAGGUGGACCUCUUCCCGUUAAUUUUUAUGGUAACUAUGCAGGAUUAUGGCAAUAAAAUUAAUCGUAAUCAAGUAAAGAAUAGCAUCGAUUUUUAUGUAAGUAAUUAUAAGUUGUACAUUUACAUGAACAUUAACCGAGAUUUUAUCUGAAGAGGUAUAUAUGGUGUUGUCGCUAUAAAAGCAAAACCCAUGCUUGGGGGAAUCCUCUCGGAGCCAGCAAUGCGAUUAAUUUAACACGCUGAGGGGUCAAUAAAUCUUUUAUUGUUGAUUUUUUAUUAGGGAAAAUGUUAUUAUCGUACUUGUCACAUUUGUUUAAUUAAAAUGAGACUAAUCAAUUAUUUAGUAGACAAUAAUAUUUAAUAAAUUUUAAACGCGAAAAAAGAUAAUGCAUAAAAGAGACGCAGCGUUGAGCUAUGCAAAUACGACAUAAUUUUAAUCAUGCUUACGCAUUUAUCUUUCUCUUAUUAAAUAAGUAAAUAUGAUGAAAUUUACAAACAUUACAAAUACGGUGGUAAAUAGUUUUAUAAAGAAAGAAUCGAAUUAAAAAAAACAAUGAAAUUGUACUAAUUGUUAUGAGCAAUAAGGUGGCUUUUAAAUUUCUUUUUUUCUCCUUCACUCGUUGUUCUUUUCUACGAACGGGUCUCAAAGGUUUCGUUUUUAUCGCGACAAUACUUUACACCCAAUCGCAUACUUCUCUAAAAUGUUUUCUUCUUUCUCUUGUAUUUUUAUACUUCUCACAUAAUAUCGUCUUUUACCUAUUAAUUUUAUUUUGUACAGAAUUGACUAACUACUUAGCUUGAUGUUUAAUCCGCAACUGUGCAAGUCAUAUGCAUCUAUUUAAAUCCUGAAUCUACAUAAGAAUAAAUAUUAUUCUCUAACAAACUGGCAAAAUUUAAUAUAAUUUUGGAAUUGUAUUAGAUAAAAAAUAUGCAACGUAUUAUUUAAUAGUUUUGGCAAGUGUGGUACUUUUAAAAACAUUCGGAAAUGUGAUGCUAUUGAUAUCGAAAGUUUGAUGCAGAGUACCAUUCUGUGAGUAAGGCACAUUUGGAAGACGCGAUUUCAAGCUAAGUACGUAAAAAUGUAUUAUUCUACUUGGACAGUAAAUUAAAAAAAAAUUUGAUAUAUAUAUGCAGUUCAAGCGGUUUUAUAUUUCACGAGUAGAUAAAAAAGUAGAAAUUAAUAAUAGGAAAAAUUAAGUUUUAAGGUGUAUAUACCUCGAUUGUCUCAAAGUAUAAACAAAAGAAAUUACAAUAAUUGUAUUCAUUCAAUCAUCAUUUCAAUCAUACGUGCAACCCCAAAGGUAAUUUUCAUUUUAUAGUUUAAUUUUACUAAGGAUGCAUUAGUCUAUUUAUAAAUUAGUAUAAUAGAAAACAAAAUUUUAAUUCUAUAUUUAAACUAUGUACUUGGUAAACAAUUUUAUGAUUUUUACAUCACCAGCUUAUAAAAUCUAGGUAAUUUUAUUAAUUGUUUAACAUAAAAUUGUGCACUAGUACUAGCUAUUAUAUACGAAAUUUAACGAACUAUUAAUUGAGGAUCUCUCCUAGAAUAUAAUAAAAAUAACUUUUAAAGGGAAAAGUUAUUUUACAAAUUGUGACCAUUAAUUUGAAUCUUUAUAUUAUCUGCAUACAGUGUGGUUUUAAAGUGAUUUUUAGAUUCUGCGUUGUACAUCUACAGCUGUCUAACAGAACUACAAAUUUAUAGAAGUAAUCAACGAAUAAUACUGCAAUGAACAUUAAGUUUUAUCAAAUACAAUUUAUGAAGUUGAAAUUUUAAUACUGGCCUUA